Molecule: messenger RNA, 4435 nt
Organism: Paramecium sonneborni
Lineage: Eukaryota; Ciliophora; Oligohymenophorea; Peniculida; Parameciidae
Source: the annotation of a GenBank genome assembly
AACUGAUGGAGGAUGGAAAUCAGAAACAAAAUCUCUCCUUCUAAAUAGCAUAAUUAGAAGAGGAAUACAAUAAUUAUAUAGAGUAUAUUGUUAUUUAAUUUUAGCUCCUCUGAAGUUGUUAUGGAAUACUAUAAAAAUCAAUAAACAAGUGGAUUGGAUAAACAUUUCCUAAAAAUUGAAGAAUGGUUAGAUUAGGAUGUUGUAAUAUAUAUAUUCAUUAUCUAAAUAGAAAGGCAAAUAAAAUCUUCCAUUGGUAAUUGAAGCAGAAGAUGGUGUAGGUAAAAAAACUUUACUUGUUAAGUGGAUUGGAUAUCAUAAUGCUAACAAAAAAGGAAGAUAUUAAGAUAUUAUUAUUCCUCAUUUUGCUAUGGUUGGAGGAAAUAAUAGUAAUUAUUUCUAUGCCAUAUAUCGAAUAUUGGUUAAACUGAGAGAAUUGUUAAAUAUAGGUUAGAAAGUAGAAUUGCUAGAAGAGAAACUUCGAAAAUACUUUGCUUAUUGGUUAGAUGUUUGUAAUUCUUAUAUUGAAAAUCAAAUUUUGAAAGAAGCUAAAACUCUUUAUAAUAGAAUCAUCCUAAUUUUUGAAGGUGUUAAUCACUUUUUUGAUUAAGGCAAUGGAGUUCCCAAAGAAGCUAAUGUUUCAUUUUGGUUACCUCAAUUCUUUCCUCCAAGAAUUAAAGUAAUUUUAACUGCCUCUAAAAAUUCUGGUGCCAUAUAAUAUCUUCAAAAAAUCAAUUCAUAAAUUAUAUCUAUCAAAGUUGAACCAAAAAUUAUUGAAAAAAUGAUAGAAACACAUAAAAAAAGAAAAACAUUCCUUGUAAAUUAUUCUUAAUUAAUUUUAUAGUCUGAUUCAUUUAAGGAUAAAUUAUUAAAUAUCCUAACAUAAACUAAAUGUGAAAUGAGUUCAAUAUUUUGUAAAACAUUUCUCUCUCUUCUCAUUCCUUAUCCUAGUAUUGGAAUCAUUGGAGAAAAUGAUGUAAGGCCAGAGGUUAUAGAAUCUUUAGUUUCGUAAAUUGAUAUCUCAAAACUAUAAGAAGUUGCAAGUUUAGAAGACUUAGUCAAUUUUAUCUUGGAUCAUUAUUAGGCAAAGAUGUUUAAAGAUUAAGAUAAAUUUAUCAAAAUGUUACUAUGUUUUACAAUAACAUAAAAAGGAUUGAUGAUUUAGGAAGCACUGACUAUUUGCCAAUUAAAUGAAAAUGAUUGGAAGAUAUUUCUAGUUUUCUUCAAAGUUUAUUUAAUGCAUUAUAAAGAAUAUUGGAUUAUCAAUAAUGAUAUUUUUAAGAGCAUUAUUUAAAAAAGAUACAUAAAAGAAAAUUCUUUAGUUCCUAAAUUACAUGAAGAAAUAGCUGAUCAUUUAAAUAAAUCCACAAAUUCUAUAAGAAAAUUAGAAGAGCAAACAUAUCAUUUAUUUAUGGCAAAAACUUAUUUUAAAUUAAAGGAAAUAGUAUCAGCUAUUGAGAAUUUUCUAUUACUAUUUAAUCCAAAUAAUAAAUAUGAUCUAUGCCGUUAUUGGUAAAAAUUAGAGGAAUAAGGAUUCGAUCCAGUUAUAGAAUAUAAUAAAGCUAUAGAAGGAUUUGCUAUGCAAUAUCAUCCUAGUAGUGAAGAUAUCUUUAGAAUUAUUGUAUAAGUAUCAAGGUUUUUAAAAGAAUUUUGUGAUUUUGAAACUUAUCAUACUCCUAGUUUUAGACAUCCACCUAUUUAAGGUAUUGAAGAUGAAUUAGAUGAUAUUGGUUUAUUAAAUGAACUUUAUAGAAUGAAUUUAUGUUAUAUAAUUGAUGCUAAUCCUAAAAAAAUAGGUAGCAAUGAUGAAAGUUAUAAAUCUCCAGAGGAAAGAAUUAAUGAAAAAAUUGAAAAACUUAAAUCUAAAUAAGUUUUAUAAAAAGAUUAAAAAUAAACAAAAAAAACUGGAAAGGAAGAAGAAAAUAAAAAAACAAGUUUAUUGGAAAAGAAAAAAAAACCAGAAAUACUUACUAAAUUAGAAAAAUUAAAUGUUGAUAUUCCAUAUAAUAGAGAAUAAGUGAAAAAGUUUUUUGAAGAAAAAAUUGGAAUCAGCAAUGUACAAGAAGAAAAAUUAAGAGAAAAAGAAACAGAGGAAAACAAAAUAUAUUAAAAAUUAGAUAAUGGUUAAAUUUCAAUGAGAGAUUUAGAUUUAAAUUAAAGUAAGGAUGAAGAUGUUUAAUUGAAAAAGCCUGGUCAAUUGAAAUUAACACAUAAUUAAAUUUAAAUAAAAAAAUUAGAAGAAUAAUCUUUAGUAAGUGAACGAAAACCUACUGAUUAUUAUUAUAAAAGAUGGAUUUGGAUUCAAUUUCCUUGGGUUUGUUUAUCUGUUCAUAGUGAUUAUUCAGCAAAAAUGAAAUAAUGUUUUGCCAAAGCAACAGAGUAUAUGAGUGUUUAAGAAGAAAAAGCAUUUACAAAAUAAGCUUUAAAAAUAGCUAUUGAAGCAAAACUGAAGAAGAAAAUGAUGUAUCAAAAAUAGGAAGAUGUCAAUACAACAGUUUUAAACGAUAAAGAAUUAUCUGUUAUUCCAGUUAAAUAAGAAUAGAAUACUUCUAUAUUAUCAUUGAUAAGAUAGUAAAAUGAAUUGCCAGGUGUAAAAGGGUUUAGAAGAGAAAAAUCUUUAGCAGAAAAUACUUUUAAUAAUUAAAAUUUCAAACCUUCUUAUAGAGAAGUCAAAUCUACAAAAUAACAUACAACAAGCUUGUAAUUUUUCAUAACAGAAGAUUAGAUGAGUUUAUCUUAAAUUCAUAAAGAAAUAGAAGAAUAGAAGAAAUAAUAGUAAAUCUAAGUUGAUAAAAAAUAAUAAACUCUGCCUGCAAUAUCUAGGACGUAAGAAACUUCUUUAAAUACAACAAUGAGAAUUAUUGACAAAUCUAAAAUGCAAAAAGAAAAAUACAAAUAGUUUAAUCCUGAAACUAUUAACAAGUCGUCUUAAUCAAUUUUACCUAGAUUAAAGAGUGAAAUUGCUUUGCAUAAUGGUAAGGAACUUUACAUUAUGUUAUAAUAAGCAAAAGAUUUGAAGCGAGAACUUGAUAAUAUUAUUUAUUAAAAGUAAUUUUAUUAGAUAAUAUUUUAGUUAAGCAGCUACAAAGAAAUUAGCAAAUUUAAGAACACUUUAACAUAAUGAAGGUUUUGGUACAGAUGUGGAUACGGUUUCAUAAAUUUAAGAAAAAGUAAGUUUUUUGGUAAUAUAUUUUUUUAAAGAUUGAAAACCUAAAACAAUUGAGAGAAGAGGCUGAACAUGAUUAUUUAUUAAGUAUGGUGCAAGAUAGUAGACUGAGAAUUAUCAUUAAAAUUAGUGGAGACAAUAGAUCAUAUAAUGAAGAAUGGAUUAGAGACUUAAAUUAUUUAUAAUGCAAUUUAAACAAACUUAUAAAAUACGAAAAAUAAGAUAUCAGUAAAAUGGAAACUGAAAUUAGAUAAAUUCAUACAAUACAUAUAUAAUAUGUAGAUGCUUUCAAUAAUAACAUGAACUAUUCAAAAUAAAUUAUUGAUUAGAUUAAUAAAACUGUUAUAUAAAAAGAAAACUUUGAUCAUUUCUUUUAACAAUCAGAUUCAAUCAUAUAAUAAUAAUCGACUGAAAAGAUGCAAAAACUCUAAUAACAAUAUGCUUAGAAUGAAGAUAAAGAGUAAUAAAGAUUGAAGAGAAUUCAACUUGAAAAAAAUAGCAAAGCAAUCUCUGAUAAGCUUGAAAUUUUAAGGUAAACUAUGGCACAUGUUAGUCAAUAUAUAGAAGUAAUCAAAUGUUUAUAAUAUUAUUUAUAGGUUGAAAACCCUGAUUAUGCUAAAGAAUAGAGUUUUGUAGUAUUUUUAAAUUAAUUAGAAAUUAAAACAUCUUUAGAAGCUAAAAUUUCAUUCUAAGAAGAUUUGUUGAGUGAUUUGCAUCUUUAAUUACAUAAAAAAAAGAUUUAUUUAGAUGUAUAAUAAACAUUUAUUCUGAAAGACUUUUAAAAAUGCUAAUUAAAAUGAACACAAGAAAUCCCGUGAAAAGACAAUUAAAUAUAUUUAAGGAAAAAUUUAAGACAAUGAAACUAUAUAAAUGUUAAUUGAAAAAAGAGAUUAAUAAUUAAAAUAGAAUUAAGAUAAAGAAAAACAAAAAAAUAAAUUAUCACUGUCUUAAUUAGAUUAUAAUGUAUUUUAGAUAUAAUAAAUUUUAGAUUAGCAUUAAAAAUAUUAGAUCAAAGUUAUAAUCAUGUAAAUUUAAAAGCACAUCUGAAUAAGGAACUGCAUCAAAAAUAUCUUUGAUUAAUGAUGUAUUUAUUGAAUUGAUAUUUUUAAGAUAUAUGAAGAUUUAACUAAAAGGUAAAAUUUCAUCAAAGAGAAACUUGGGGAAGAGAUGUUUUAAUAAUUCUUAAAUAAAAAAUUAGAUUUUAAUAAAAUGUACAAGGCGGCAUUUAAAUACCAUUAAGAUCCAACUUUAACAUAAAUGGAACCCUAUUGA